UGAUUUGAUGCAUUAUUGUAGUAGUGACAAUGAUUUUAUGAUUAUACAAAGGCGUGGCUGCUGCGGUGCUGCCACACGUGCAAAGCGAAGUAUGGAUGAUGAGGAAAAUGAUCAAGAACUUUGUGAAGAUGACGUUGUGGAAAUCAUCUCUUUAAGUGAAGGAGAAGAGCAACCCAUUGAAGAUCUAGAGGCUGAUUUAGAUGGAGUAGAACUUUCUCAUGACAAAGAUGGCUCGGAUGAUGAGUACAGUAUGGGUGUAAUGGUAAUACAGCCAUUACGCGAUGACUCCAUUACCUGUUUAAAUGAACACAGAGGUCCAGUAUUUGCCAUCGAUGUUAAUUCCAAUGCAAGUUUGGUAGCAUCUGGUAGUCAAGAUGAUAGAGCACUCGUCUGGAGCACAAGCGAUAAGAAUGUGGUUUUUGAAUGCAAUGGUCAUACGGAGUCAGUUACUUGUGUCUGUUUCAGUCACGACGACAAGUAUCUAGCGACGUCAGAUCUAGCAGGCCUUGUACAGGUCUGGCAAUGCAGUAAUGAGAAGUGUGUGUGGAGAUUUGACGCAUCAAAUGUAGAAUGGUUGAUGUGGCAUACUGGUGCCCAUGUGUUGUUAGCUGGUACUACUGAUGGGGAUGGUUGGAUAUGGAGGAUACCCUCAGGUGAUUGCAAGACCAUACCAUCGCACGGCUCUGGGAAUAUGGCUGCUGUACUAAUGCCAAAUGGGAAAUCCUCUUGCUUUGGUUAUUCUGAUGGCUCUGUUAAGUUAUGGGAUCUUAAAACAGUCUCACUAGUGUCUUCUUAUAAUCCUUCACCCAAUCAAAUCUCUCCUGUCACAUGUCUUUCAGUUCAUCCUGAUGCUAGUGUACUAGUUUCUGGUCAUAUUGACGGAACGGCAAGACUCUUCAAUGCUAGCAAUAUGAAAUUAAUUGCAAUGUUGAAUUUGGUUACACCAGGAGGAGAGAACAAAGGAACUUCCCAAGAGAAUGAACAAGAAGAACCUGCUGAGGAUCACUUUACAGAGGCUGUUGGAUUUUUAUCGAGUCAUAACUUGAUACUUGUUGGCUACGUGACUGGUUCACUGGCUGUUUGGGACAUACCAACUCAAAAACUGAGACAUGUUUGUAAACCAGAAAAAAACGAAGGACAGGAUGCUACCUUGGUGAGAAUGUGCGUAUCAGAAAGAGGUCCAUUUGUAUAUAGCUGCCAUUUUGAUGGUGUAAUUAGACUCUGGAAUGUACUAACAGCCCAAUGCAUGAGGGAAUGGCAUGGACACACUGCUGGGAUACUGGACAUUAAACUAACCAAAGAUGAAUCAAUGAUAUUAUCAUCAUCAGAUGAUUCUACAGUGAGACUCUAUGAAACUAGAAAUAUAACAUAAAAUAUUAUUACUAUUAUCA
Molecule: messenger RNA, 1391 nt
Organism: Amphimedon queenslandica
Lineage: Eukaryota; Metazoa; Porifera; Demospongiae; Haplosclerida; Niphatidae
Product: angio-associated migratory cell protein-like
Exons: 11
Coding region: 8-1372 (454 amino acids)
Molecular function (GO): protein binding
Source: RefSeq, a predicted model, not a curated record